GCGGCGCUCUGGCGCGGGCGGCUCUAUGGUGGCGGCCGUUGGCGCGACGGCGCUUCCGGCGGGCGCGGGGGCCUGUGGGGGAUCGCCGCGCGCCACUUCUGCCUGGCAGUGCUGAGGGAGCGGAGCCGCCAUGUCUCACACAAUUCUACUUGUCCAGCCUACCAAGAGGCCAGAAGGCAGAACAUACGCUGAUUAUGAAUCAGUGAAUGAGUGCAUGGAAGGAGUCUGUAAAAUGUAUGAAGAGCAUCUGAAGAGAAUGAAUCCCAACAGUCCAUCCAUUACAUACGAUAUCAGCCAAUUGUUUGACUUCAUUGAUGACUUGGCAGACCUCAGCUGUCUUGUUUACCGUGCUGACACUCAGACAUACCAACCGUACAAUAAAGACUGGAUAAAGGAGAAGAUCUACGUCCUCCUUCGCAGGCAGGCCCAGCAAGCAAGCAAAUGAUGGGGGCACCAUCAUCACGUGGGUUUGGGGGAGGGCUUGGACAACAGGUGUGUACAGAGUGUAGUAGUGAACGUUUUGUAUUAUAGUCAUCCUGUUGCCAUCUUGAUAAACUCUUUAGUCAGGACUGAAUGUAUUGUUAGAGAUACAAGGAUUUUGUUGGAUUUGUCUCUUUUUUUCAGUGUAAAUGGAGAAGAAAGUACAACAUCUUCUGCGGAGAUUUAAUUUGGGUUUUUUCCUCCAGUUAGCUAAUAGUCCUACUUUAUUUGAACCCUUGGGGCUGUUCACAUUGUACUUCACCACAUUUGCUGUAUGUGCCCUUCUGUGGGCUUUCCAACAUUCGGUUACAUCCUUGAGAUGGUCCUAAUGGGAAAUAAAACUACCCUUUGGUUAAAUUUGA
This is a messenger RNA of Corapipo altera (White-ruffed manakin), 842 nucleotides long. RefSeq names its product ERH, mRNA splicing and mitosis factor (gene ERH). NCBI's taxonomy places the organism in Eukaryota, Metazoa, Chordata, Aves, Passeriformes, Pipridae. Bases 131 to 445 code for a protein of 104 amino acids. The record is from RefSeq and is a predicted model, not a curated record. The transcript is spliced from 4 exons.